GCAAAGCUCUCACCACCCGCCUCUCAUUGCCGCCCGCCUCACACUUGCUUUCCUUUCCUAUAGUAACAUACUCCAUCCCGAUAUACGCUCAUAUUACGCGACAAAAUGCUAGGCACCGGCCGCGGCAGUAUCGCACAUGUGCACUACACAGGCGAAGAGGCUGCAGGCGAGAUCAGGAAGCUCCUCGACAUUGUUGUUGAGAACGAAGAUGAUUUCGAAAAGUGGGAAACGCUUGUCACUCGCGCCUCUGAACUCGAGGGCGGCGUCACCCGCAACUCCAGCCCGUCGGCCAUCGAACUCGUGCGCAACCUUUACGACUGCUUCCUCACCAAAUUCCCUCUCUUUUUUGGAUACUGGAAGAAGUACGCGGAUCUUGAAUUCUCCAUUGGGGGCACUGAGACCGCGGAGAUGGUGUACGAGCGCGGUGUAUCCUGCGUCACUCCAUCGGUCGACUUGUGGGCGAAUUAUUGCACCUUCAAGAUGGAUACAUCCCACGAUAAUGAUGUCAUUCGAGAACUUUUCGAGCGCGGCGCUCACUUCGUCGGUCUUGACUUUCAAAGCCAUCCGUUCUGGGACAAGUACAUCGAGUUCGAAGAACGUAUCCAGGAACCCGCCAAUGUUACCAAGAUCUACAGCCGCGUUCUUCAAAUUCCUAUCUACCAAUUCUCCCGAUACUACGAGAAGUUUUCGGUCCUCCUUGGCUCGCGCCCAAUCGAGGAACUAGCUGAUGCCGAUACCCUUGAGGAGCUGAAGAAUGCAGUACAACUUGAGAACCAGGGAGGGCCAGAAAAGCCACCGCUUGAGAUCGAGCGACAACUGCGUCAGAAGGUCCAUGAGUACUAUUACACUUCGUACUCGAAGACCCAACAGGAAGUGACAAGCCGCUGGAAUUACGAACAGGCUAUCAAGAGGGCCUAUUUCCACGUUACAGAGCUCGAAGACGCCGAACUCGACAACUGGCGAAAGUAUCUGGAGUACGAGGAGAAGGAGGGCGACUUCGAGCGUACCUCAUUCCUGUACGAGCGCUGCUUGGUCGCCUGUGCACUUUACGAUGAGUUCUGGCUGCGAUAUGCGCGUUGGAUGUUUUCGCAAGGCAAAGAGGAAAACACGAGGAUUAUCUAUAUGAGGGCUAGUUGCAUCUUCGUUCCCAUCUCUGCGCCCACAAUACGUCUCAACUGGGCACGAUUCGAAGAGAAGCUCGGCCGGAUCUCGGUGGCCCGCGAUAUUUACUUGGCUAUGCUCGAGCAGGCACCUGAGCAAACCGAGACCCUCAUUUCUUUGGCUGGUCUAGAGCGACGACACGAAGGCAACGAUGCAGCAGUACGUUUGUUGGAGGAGCACAUUGGACGCUCCAAUAAUCAGAUUGGCGGCGUACUAGCUGCGGAGCAAGCGCGAAUCCUGUGGCAAUGUAAAGGCGCCAUCGACGAGGCUCGCGAAGUAUUUAAGAACAAGCAUGAGCGGUUCCCCGACUCCCGAGAUUUCUGGGUCAAGUACCUUCAAUUCGAAGUUGCACAACCCUCUCCUGAUCACGAAGAAUCCCAUAGCCGGAUCAAGGCCGUUCAUGAAUUGAUGCGCACCAAAGGCCGGUUCUCCGCAGAAGUUUCAAAGGAACUUUCGCACUCCUACAUGGCAUAUUUACUGGACCGCGGAGGCAAGGAUGCUGCCGAGGAGUACAUGCAGUUGGAUCAGAUUGUCAACGGUGCCAAACAGAUCGAAGAAGUAGUCACUGCAGCGCCCGUUACUCCUGCAAAGCCAGGUCAUCGAACUCGUUACUAGGAG
Cucurbitaria berberidis CBS 394.84 is the source of this 1779-nucleotide messenger RNA. RefSeq names its product TPR-like protein. Gene Ontology annotation, cellular component: U2-type prespliceosome; commitment complex; U1 snRNP. Gene Ontology annotation, biological process: mRNA 5'-splice site recognition; RNA processing. Gene Ontology annotation, molecular function: protein binding. The record is from RefSeq and is a predicted model, not a curated record. The coding region runs from base 106 to 1776 and encodes 556 amino acids. The transcript is spliced from 4 exons. NCBI's taxonomy places the organism in Eukaryota, Fungi, Ascomycota, Dothideomycetes, Pleosporales, Cucurbitariaceae.